CGCGCCGUGGAGGGGCGGAGCCAGUACAACGUGCUCCGUAGUGCAGGCAGCCCCCGGACUGGGUGCGUACUGCGUCUUCCGGCACUCCCGGGGAUGAGUUGUCGCAAAUGCGCAGCGACAGCAGCCCCGCGUUGUCCCCGCGGCUCGCUGGGUACUGUAGUUUUGGCGGGCUGCAUUCCGCGGCGCGCCAGGACCACCUCUCCCAGCAUGGCCCGCGGCAGGGACGGGCUGUGCCGGGGCGGUCGGGCGGAGUGUGGCGGCGCUGCCGCGGGUGAAGCGCUGCGCGGAGGCCCACGAGGCAGGAGGACGGUUGCUGCGCAGAGGUCUCUGAACAAAAUGAAUUUCAUUACAAGGCUUUCUGCUUUAUGUCUGAGGAAAGGCAAGAUGCAGCAGAGGCACCAAAGCAGUAGACGACCAGCUGCUCCACUCGGAUCGCGGAUUUUAACUGAUCCUACUAAGGUUUUUGAGCACAACAUGUGGGACCACAUGCAGUGGUCACAAGAAGAGGAGGAGAUUGCCAAGCAAAAAGCAGCAGAGAACUCACUUGUCAAAGUCCAGUGGGAAGACCAAGACAAAUACGAGAGAGAAGCCAGUCAGUAUUGGAAUGAAUUUUACAAGACACACAAAAGUAACUUUUUCAAGGAUCGCAAUUGGCUGUUCCUGGAGUUUCCAGAAAUUCUUCCUGACAAAAAGAGGGAAGAGUUGAAAACAAAAGAAAGAUCUUCAGAAGAAACAAAGAGUAUCAAAAGUUUUUCACUCAAAAAUGAAAUGCUUGAGGAAGGAGAAAAAUACUGGAAGAAAAACUAUGGAGGUGGUUCUACUUCUGUUGAAGGACACAUGUGUGAUAAAACCCAAGCAAAAUCUUUUCCUGACAAUCCUCAGGGUGAAAACGGUGGCGAGGAAGUUGGUGGGCCAGAAUCCUUCCCUGGUAGCAAUGCCACUUACAGAAUCUUAGAGGUUGGUUGUGGUGCUGGAAACAGUGUCUUUCCUAUAUUGAAAGUUCUAUGCAGUACACCUGGAACCUUUCUAUACUGUUGUGACUUUGCUUCAGGAGCAGUGGAGCUGGUAAAGUCACAUUCGUCCUACAAUUCAGCCUGGUGCUCUGCCUUUGUUCAUGAUGUGUGUGAUGAUGCUUUACCCUAUCCUUUUCCAGAUGAGACCCUGGAUGUCAUUCUCCUUAUCUUUGUGCUCUCUACUAUUCAUCCUGACAGGUCCUUUUCACCUAGCAGCAUCUGGAAACAUUUACAGAAUUAAACAUCCCUGUCUACUGAAACAGGAGAGCCAAGCAUAAGAAUUAUAUUGACCUUGGAUCAAUUACUAUCUAGCAAAGUUCUGAUGCUUCACACGAUUUUGGUAAGGAUGGUCAGAUUUUUUGAUGGGGAUCUUGAUAACACAGAACAUGUUACACCACACAUCCCAUAUUUUGAAACUAGUAUCUGUGGUUAGUUUCCAGCUUGUUUUUUUUAUCCCACUGCAGACCAGUGGCUGGAACCAAGUUAUUUUCUUGAUUGGUUGGUUGAAGCACAUCAAAACUCUCUGAUACUACCUAUAUUUUGUAAACUACAGCCUUGGUCUGAAAACAUAACCAUUUUAGAGUUCUAGGAAAGUAAUUUUAAGUGAAUAUUUUAAAAUGCUAUCCUGGAACAUAAUUUUUUUUGUGUGUUUAGGUAACUGGAAAAAUCUUUCUUGGUAGUUACAAAAGUAUGGAAAAAGAAAUACAUGUAUAUAUUAAUUAACUGCUAUACAUCAUCUAAAACUUUAAUAGUCAGAAACACUUCAACACAAAUAAUCCUUUUGUUUAAAAGGGAUUGUGUUAAUCCUCAGGAUGAAAGUGCCAUCACAUCAACUGUAACUGUAACUUGACACUUUGUACCUCUGUGCGUGUGCACAGCUUGAUAUUAUCUAAGUACCGGUAACAGUGAUACCUAAGGCUACCAUGGAUAAACACAGGAGGUUUCUGAUGACAGCAUCUUAAGCACAGGAGAAAAACUCUUGUGUGGUUUAUGAUACCAUCAUAGCCCUGAGGUGCUGACAGAGCUUCAUGCACAGUUCUUCUGCGAGUUGUUUUUCCUCUUAUUUCAUGUAUCACUUUUGUGUGCUGUUGAAAAUCACAGAUCCUUUUCUCUUCAAAUAAACUCAGGUUAAAGCUAAUAAUGAAAAUAAAAGUAAUUACCCUGGUUACUUUAAAAGAACUCAGAAUCUCAAUCUGACACCUUAAUGCUUAUAAAAUGGAAGCUUUGGACAAGAGAAUUGUAUUUUAAGAAAUGAUGUAAUUAAACAAAGAUAGUAUUUUUUUA
Molecule: messenger RNA, 2297 nt
Organism: Pogoniulus pusillus (Red-fronted tinkerbird)
Lineage: Eukaryota; Metazoa; Chordata; Aves; Piciformes; Lybiidae
Gene: METTL8
Product: methyltransferase 8, tRNA N3-cytidine
Exons: 8
Coding region: 94-1254 (386 amino acids)
Molecular function (GO): tRNA (cytidine-N3)-methyltransferase activity
Source: RefSeq, a predicted model, not a curated record